AUGAAGUUGUUACAAGACCGCAGCGACCUCUGGUCCACUGCUGUCCUGCUCCUGACUGCAUGUUGUCAUCGGGCUGUCGCCGCUGACACCGCUGCCGAAAUUCUGGAGAUCGAGAAAGCUACGAAUCAGUCGCUGCUAUGGGGUCCUUAUCGCCCAAAUCUAUACUUUGGAGUGAGACCUCGCGUACCGAAGAGUCUUAUGGCAGGGCUGCUAUGGGCGCGAGUUGAAGAGUACGAGGGCAUACAGACAAAUCUCAGGCAUACAUGUGAGCAACAUGAAUUGGAUGGUUAUGGCUGGAAUGAAUAUGAUGUUCGCACCGGUGGCCGUCAGACCAUUCACGACCCUGUGAACAAGCUGGAUCUUACGACAGAGUUUGUCAAGGUUCCUGGCGGCGAGCAUGGCGGCAAUUGGGGAGUGAGGAUAAAAGGUGCGCCUCGCGAGGAUGCUGCACCAGAUCUCAAGAGCACGGUAUUCUUCUAUGUCUCACAAGAAGGGCUUGGGCAUACGACAGUCACGAACGAUGGUGACGCAUCUGGAUUCGAGGGCUCUAUUCACAUGGAGGGCUCGGCUUCUGGCCUGGGAGACUUCAAGAUUGAGAUUACCGAAGGACCCAAGUCAAAUUCGCACCCGAGACACAAUCACCCAAGCUACGAGGAUAAGCCACUUGAUAAGACGUUCGUAAGGUCUAUACAAGUGCGAGAGGAUCAAUUAUGGCAUGUUAAGCCCAUCCUGUUCCAAAAUCUGAAGGUCACUGUCGACGAAAUUAUUGCGCAGUAUGGUGAAGAUUUUGAGAAGCUGCCACCUCCACCUCAGUUGUAUACCCUCACAAAUGAUAUUGGUCAUGGAAAUAUGCAUAUGAUCCAGAAGGUAUUCGAGGGUCCGUUCGAGUUCGAUGUUCUGUACACCUCGGAUUCAUCGCCAACUCCGAUGACCUCUGAUGCCCUGACUAAGGCCAUCAAAGACGCCACUGAUACUUUCUCGACACGGUUUCUUGAGGUUCACAAGCCGCAAGCUCCCUUUUUCGGUGACCGAUUUGAGGAGUUUUCCAAGUCGCUCUUCUCGAACUUGCUCGGUGGUAUUGGCUACUUUUAUGGCGACUCAAGGACUGAUCGUAGCUAUGAUCCAGCGUAUGAGGAAGACAACGAGGGCUUCUGGGAGGAGGCUGCUGAUGCUCAGACGCGUCACUCGGCACAAUCCCUCACCGAUCCUCGAGAACUUUUCACGAGCAUUCCGUCUCGCCCGUUCUUUCCCCGUGGCUUCUUGUGGGACGAAGGAUUUCAUCUCUUGCCGGUCAUAGAUUACGAUGUCGACCUCUCGCUUGACAUUAUCAAAAGUUGGUUCAGCUUGAUGGAUGAUGACGGCUGGAUUGGACGAGAGCAGAUUCUCGGUGCUGAAGCCCGUAGCAAAGUCCCGCCAGAGUUCCAGAUUCAGUACCCGCACUACGCUAACCCACCGACCCUAUUUUUCGUUCUCCACGCCUUUCUGGAUAAGCUCGAGUCAAAAAGUGCCAUCACUUCAGGGAAGGAGUAUGCCAAGCGCCUCCUGAACCCAGAUGUCGCGACAAGCUACCUACGGGAGCUUUAUCCGCUUCUCAAACGCCACUAUUUCUGGUUCCGCCGCACCCAAGCCGGUGACAUCAAGUCAUAUGACCGCGAGGCUUUCUCCUCCAAAGAAGCCUACCGCUGGCGCGGCCGCACCCCCCGACACAUACUCACCUCUGGCCUCGACGACUACCCACGAGCCCAACCGCCACACCCCGGUGAACUACACGUCGACCUGAUGAGCUGGAUGGGCAUGAUGACACGCGCCAUGAAGCGUAUCGCCGAAUUUCUUGGCGAAUCUGAUGACAUCACCCAAUUUGACAAAUAUGAAACGGCGAUUCUUCGCAAUCUCGACGACCUGCAUUGGGACAGUACUGAGAAAACAUUUUGCGACGCGACGAUCGACGACUACGAGGAGAAUUUACACGUGUGUCACAAAGGAUACAUCUCCAUUUUCCCAUUCAUGGUGGGUCUUUUACCGUCUGAUAGUCCGCGCAUGAAAGAUAUUCUGGAUUUGAUAUCCGACCCAGAGCAGUUGUGGAGCGAGCAUGGGAUUCGCAGCUUGAGUAAGAGUGAUGAGUUUUAUGGGACAGAGGAGAAUUACUGGCGCAGUCCGGUCUGGAUCAACAUGAACUACCUCGUUGUACGCGAGCUUCUGAAUGUCGCCCAAACUCCCGGCCCCCAUCGUACUCAGGCAGCCAAUAUCUACACCUCUCUCCGCACGAAUCUCGUCCAGACGGUCUACGACUCAUGGCUCGAAACAGGCUUUGCAUGGGAGCAGUACAAUCCCGAGACGGGCAAGGGCCAGCGCACGCAGCAUUUCACGGGGUGGACGAGCCUAAUCACGAAGAUUAUGGCGAUGCCGGGCUUAAGUGCAGACGGAGGAAGGGUGCGGGAUGAACUAUGA
This is a messenger RNA of Pseudovirgaria hyperparasitica, 2448 nucleotides long. Its product is annotated as glucosidase I. Gene Ontology annotation, molecular function: Glc3Man9GlcNAc2 oligosaccharide glucosidase activity. The transcript is spliced from 4 exons. NCBI's taxonomy places the organism in Eukaryota, Fungi, Ascomycota, Dothideomycetes, Acrospermales, Acrospermaceae. The record is from RefSeq and is a predicted model, not a curated record. Bases 1 to 2448 code for a protein of 815 amino acids. Gene Ontology annotation, cellular component: endoplasmic reticulum membrane. Gene Ontology annotation, biological process: protein N-linked glycosylation; oligosaccharide metabolic process.